Messenger RNA from Lecanosticta acicola, 1205 nucleotides. The record is from the annotation of a GenBank genome assembly. Lineage: Eukaryota; Fungi; Ascomycota; Dothideomycetes; Mycosphaerellales; Mycosphaerellaceae.
AUGAUCGUCGACCCAGUCGAGGCUUUCAAGACGGUGCCUCUCUCGACGCCCAGCGUUUCGCCCAGUAUGUUUCCCUCGACGUCCCGAUACAAGCAGCAAGCAGCUUGACACUGACACUCCUGCAGUUCCGACCGUCGUCCCAACCCUCCCAGAGUACCAGAAUGCCACUGAGACCGGAGAGAGGACCCUCUGGUGAGUCUCGUGCGUCCGCAAGAGCAGCGCUGCCACAAGCUCCACAACAACAACAACAAUCAUCAUCUUCCGGAAGAGCCGGCGGUGCGGCGGUAUCAUUCAGAAUGGGAAUGUUGACAAUUUCCUAGGGUCGUCUUCGUUGUCAUGCUGGUCGCCUCCAUCGUCUUCGCAGGCCUGUCAUGGAACGUUCCAAUCGUAUGUUGCCUCCGCAUCUGUUCCGAGCAGGCAGUGAGCUGACAUCCUCCUAGUCCAAGCGUUUGUACCAUGUCGUGACCACCCUGAUCACCAUCACGGCCUCCAUCUCUUACUUUGCCAUGGCCACUGGUCACGCCGUUGGAUACCACCACGUCGUUGUCCGCGACUCCCACAAGCACGUCCCAGACACCGAGCGCGACAUCUACCGCCAGGUCUACUGGGCUCGUUACGUUGACUGGGCCUUGACCACUCCUCUCCUCCUUCUCGACCUCUGCCUCCUUGCUGGACUCAACGGCGGUACCAUCCUGAUUGCCGUGGUUGCCGACCUCAUCAUGAUCUUGACUGGUCUCUUUGCCGCCUACGGUUCUGAGGGAACUCCACAGAAGUGGGGAUGGUACGCCAUUGCUUGCAUCGCCUACCUCGUCGUCAUCUGGCACCUCGUUAUCCACGGCCGCGCUGCUGCUACUGCCAAGGGUGGCAAGGUCGGCAACUUCUUCGCUGCCAUCGGCGGCUUCACCCUCAUCAUCUGGACUGUCUACCCGAUGUAAGUAAUUUCAUACCUACCACUCUCAAGCUUCAGAGGCUAACAGUCUUUCAGCAUCUGGGGUAUUGCCGACGGUAGCCGCCACAUGAACAUUGACGAGGAGAUCAUCUCCUACGCUGUCCUGGACAUCCUCGCGAAGCCCAUCUUCGGUGCUUGGCUCCUCUUCACCCACUCCAGCAUGGCUGAGACCAACAUCGAAAUCGGCGGCUUCUGGUCCCACGGACUGGGCGCUGAGGGCACCAUUCGUGUCGGUGACGAUGACGAGGGUGCUUAA